Messenger RNA from Daphnia magna, 1319 nucleotides. Its product is annotated as mucin-2. Lineage: Eukaryota; Metazoa; Arthropoda; Branchiopoda; Diplostraca; Daphniidae. The transcript has 6 exons. Bases 86 to 1153 code for a protein of 355 amino acids. The record is from RefSeq and is a predicted model, not a curated record.
GGUAUAUAAUACGAGUGGUCGCACCUUCACUGGCAGCUUCAUUUGCCGAACGAAAUUCUCAACCGACCUGCAUCGCCAAACCGAAAUGUUUCGCUACGGUAUCUUUUUGCUGAUUGCUUGCAGCAUUGCUGCUGUUGCUGCGGAACAGUGGGAUAUCGAAGAUCGUCAAUUAACAUGCGCAGGUACUUUGGUUACCAAUGCUGAUGGAACAAGAUCUUGCGUCACUCAAAUCGGUGUCUCUAGCACUGGUUAUCCCAUCUACAAAGUGUACAACCAAAAUACUGGUGUUACGUCUUACGUAACACAAACCGGCGUAAGUGCUACUGGCCAGCCGGUCUACAGUACCUCGAGCACGUAUCCGAUGACUACCUACGUUAAUACUUGCUCGGGAACCAUCGUGACAAACAGCGACGGUACCAGAUCUUGCGUCACUCGCGUCGGAACAUCUAGCCUCGGCUACCCCAUCAAUACAGUUACGAAUCUGAAUACCGGCGUCACGUCUUACGUUACUCAAACUGGAGUUAACACGAGCGGUCAGCCCGUCUACAGCGUGACCCCCACUUAUCCCGCAAGCACGACGACAGCCGCCACUACCUGCACUGGUACAACGGUAACCAAUAGCGACGGAAGCAGGUCUUGCGUCACCCAGGUGGGAACCUCCAACACUGGAUAUCCUAUCUACCAGGUGACCAAUCUCAAUACCGGCGUCACAAAUUACGUGCAACAGACCGGAACCAACACUAGCGGCCAGCCCGUCUAUUGUACGCCCACCACGUAUCCUGUUAACACCAACUACGUUUGUUCUGGCACUUUGGUUACCAAUAGCGAUGGCACUAGAUCUUGCGUCACCACAGUUGGAACUGCUACCAACGGCUAUCCUAUCCAACAAGUUACCAAUCUGAACACCGGAGUCACUAGUUAUGUAACGCAGACUGGUGUUAGCUCAACUGGUCAGCCUAUCUACAGCGUCAGCCCCUAUUACCCUACAAAUAAUGUUGCUCCGGCUCCAGCUCCAGCUCCAGUCCCAGCUCCUGCCCCAGCCCCAGCCCCUGCUCCGGCUCCGGCUCCAGUAACUCUCGCUCCUGCUCCGGUAACUCCGGCUCCGGCUCCUGCCCCAACAGCUGCCCCUGUUCCCAAUCCUUUCGUCUACUAGAUUCGUAACAACGUUGCAUCGCCCCUGACAUGUCGCCAUCUAUAAAAUAACUACCUAGUAUUCAGUAUGGUUGACAGCCAGCUGUAAAAUAUUGUCAGUAGUGGCAUUUGAUGUUUACGCGAUUAGUGUUAAAUUCUCCUGAAAUACACAGCAUCAAAAAAUGAAA